AUGUACUCAACAAUCAUAAAUAUUUUUAUAAUUCUUGUUGUAGUAGUCACAGAUGAUGCUGAUGCCAGUUAUAGCAGUUAUACGACUCGACCACCUUGUUGUCGAGAUCACUUAGGUUCAACAGCAUGUGCUCGCUUAAGCCGAUCAAACACACGAAAUUUUGCUAAACGAUGUAAUCAAGAUGCCGAAUUUAGAUUAAUUCAAUGUUGUUCAACUUGCAAUAAGAGUAGACAAGCUAUGGCCUAUGAUUUGAUUGCUCGUUCUUUAGUUUCAGAACAUUGCUUUGACCGCUAUGGAUCUCAAUUUUGUCACCGGUAUGUCAAUAAUACAGAUGUCUUUGAAGCUCAAUCAACUUGGUCGUGUGAUGGUGAGAAUCCCCAAAUUGCUUUUCGCUCAUGCCGCAAGAGCUGUGGCUUUUGCAAUUUCAAAGUCGUAAAGUAUACGUUAGAUGAAGCUCAAAAAUCUUGUAAAUCGGAGAGUCGAUCAUGGAAGAAACAGUUAGCGAAGAAGAAAGAACAGAAGUUCAUUUGGGACGGCAAACUAUAG
Molecule: messenger RNA, 546 nt
Organism: Auanema sp. JU1783
Lineage: Eukaryota; Metazoa; Nematoda; Chromadorea; Rhabditida; Rhabditidae
Source: the annotation of a GenBank genome assembly